AGGUUUGCUCAGUAGAAGAUUGACUUCCUACAAUACACGGAAUUCAUGCCAGCGAUGUAAAUGACACAUUGUUUGAUGCUAUAAAAGUUCAGGUGUAAGAUGGAGACAGAAAAGGAGAAAGAUGAUGUCGAGGUAACUGUGGUUGAGAGAUUCGUAGAGGAGACGAAGGACACGGACCAGAUUCCCAGAGAGACAUGGUCCAACAACAUGGAAUUCAUCCUCGCUUGUGUCGGGAUGGCUGUAGGUCUGGGUAAUCUCUGGAGGUUUCCUUAUCUGUGCUACAAAAAUGGGGGAGGUGCCUUCCUCAUACCGUUUUUGACGUUUCUGGUGUUAGGAGGUGUACCCGUGUUUAUGCUGGAGCUAGGCCUUGGACAGUACAUGAGUCUGUCAGGAUUUAAAACAUGGAACAUUUGUCCGGUGUUCCAAGGUAUAGGAAUAUCAAACUUUGUCACGGUCUUCCUCUCGAACAUCUAUUACAUCAUGGUAUUAGCGUGGUCUGCCUACUAUUUUGUGAUAAGUCUGAAAGCGGUCCUUCCUUGGUCUAACUGCAACAAUGAUUGGAACACACCCAGAUGUACGACUUUCCACAAAGACGUCAACACCAACUCGUCUGUCAAUGUAUCUCUGAUCAACUCGAGCGUUACUGCUGGACAGCCAGCUGGCUCAGCUGUAGAGUUUUGGGAACGGGGAGUACUACAGCUGACCACAGAUAUCACAGACGGUGGUGGUAUUAUCUGGGAGCUGGCCCUGUCAUUACUGGCGGUAUGGGUGAUGGUCUACUUUUGUGUGUGGCAGGGAGUCAAGUGGACGGGAAAGGUUGUAUACGUCACGGCAAUAUUUCCCUACGUCAUACUGAGUGUGCUGUUGGUGCGGGGACUGACACUAGAUGGCGCCAUGGAUGGUAUAGUUUACUACCUAAAGCCGGACUUGUCACGACUUUCAGAUAUACAGGUUUGGAUGGAUGGAGGAACGCAGGUAUUUUUCUCAUAUGCCGUUGCUCUUAACGAAAUUAUAACUCUUGGGAGUUACAACAAAUUUACAAACAACUUUUACAGGGACGCUAUCCUAAUAUCGUGUAUCAACAGUGGAACCAGUCUGGUUGGGGGAUUCGCCGUUUUCUCCGUGCUGGGGUUCAUGGCCAAACAACAUAACCUUCCAAUAGAAGAUGUCGCUAAUGCUGGUCCCGGGUUGGCAUUUAUAACGUAUCCUAACGCCGUCACGCAGAUGCCGAUUUCUCCGUUGUGGGCGGCGCUUUUCUUUUUGAUGAUCAUUCUACUUGGACUUGACAGUCAAUUUGUUGGAGUUGAAGCCGUCAUUUCUCCGAUCAUGGACGUGUUUCCAAGUUUGAUGCGAAGAAAGUAUCGUCGGAAUUUGCUGGUGGCAGCUUAUUGUUUCCUGUCGUUUCUCCUGGGCCUCUCCAUGGUAUCUAAGUAGACUAAAGGGCGAAAGACUGAAUGUCACUGAUAAAAUCUUGUAUGGAAAUUUUGA
Mizuhopecten yessoensis (Yesso scallop) is the source of this 1488-nucleotide messenger RNA. Its product is annotated as sodium- and chloride-dependent creatine transporter 1-like. The coding region runs from base 100 to 1434 and encodes 444 amino acids. Lineage: Eukaryota; Metazoa; Mollusca; Bivalvia; Pectinida; Pectinidae. Gene Ontology annotation, cellular component: membrane. Gene Ontology annotation, biological process: sodium ion transmembrane transport. The record is from RefSeq and is a predicted model, not a curated record. The transcript has 12 exons.